AUGAUGCUAAAAUACAAUGACGACUCCGAAGAAGAUGACGAGCAUGGUCCCGUGAACGACGCCAUAGGUGGCGCAGCAUGCGGCAAUGACGAGGGUCCCGAUGCAGAAUCCCAUGGCACCACAAGUACCCGCGUUGUCGGCUCUGUCCGCACUCGUAAUCGCCCCUCAGAGCUGUCACAUGAAUGCGCGCGUCGCUCGUCGACGCGCGCUCGCAGCGAGCCCGCUCAUGUGAACAACGACACCCUACAGCAGCGGUCAAACGUCGUCGAUCACGCGUCAGAAACGCGUCAAAUAUGGGGAAAACGUAAAAGGCCCGAUGCUUUGCUUCGAACGUCGCAUCCGUCACCCGAGGAACCACUCACGCGAGAUCGUUCACCCCGUCCGCCGCGCGCUCGCGCCGUCGCCCAGAGAGUUACUGAUGCAGAUGCAGUUGCUGAAGCCGAUGUCCGCGAGCAAAAACGACUCCGGAGAAACGAACAAUCCCGGUUGAGUAAGGCCCGUGUCCGUGCGAAGAGGAUGGCCGAAAAAGCGGCCCCAACCGACGCUCGACAGGUGCUCAUGACCAUCACCAACAUGAGGUAG
Molecule: messenger RNA, 582 nt
Organism: Ostreococcus tauri
Lineage: Eukaryota; Viridiplantae; Chlorophyta; Mamiellophyceae; Mamiellales; Bathycoccaceae
Product: unnamed product
Exons: 1
Coding region: 1-582 (193 amino acids)
Source: RefSeq, a predicted model, not a curated record